Molecule: messenger RNA, 5310 nt
Organism: Oncorhynchus kisutch (coho salmon)
Lineage: Eukaryota; Metazoa; Chordata; Actinopteri; Salmoniformes; Salmonidae
Product: solute carrier family 35 member E4-like
Exons: 3
Coding region: 216-1328 (370 amino acids)
Source: RefSeq, a predicted model, not a curated record
UUCUUCUUCCGCUGUCAGCUUUUGUCCUAGCCGAGGUCAUCUUUUCUUAGUGACUGUCCCAGUGAAUGAAGAGAGGGUGAUUGCAGUGACGUGACCGCACAGCUGAUCGGGCGAUAACGAGGCAGACAAGCAUUCCGCUAUGUGCGCCCGGGAUGUUUUUGUGAUGUUACCAAGCCAAAGAUCCACAAAGAAAGAGAAACGAGGAUGAAAUCAACAUGAUUAGCACCGAUGGCCUCUCUAAAUGCGAGGCGACCUGGCGCGAGACUGGGAAAAGGCCACAGGCGGAGAUGUUGCACCUUCUGUCCGCUGUCAUUGUCUGGCUUGUGACGGGGACAACCAUCUCCAGUCUUAACAAAUGGAUUUUUGCAGUGUACAACUUCAGGUACCCCUUACUGCUGUCGGCCCUGCACAUGUUGACAGCGAUAGUGGUGGACUAUGGGCUUAUUAAACUGCGAAUGCUCCAGCAAAACGGUGGGGUUGACAACCAGAAGGACCUUACCACCAGCGCCAAAUGCAAGGUGUUUCUAUUGAGCUUGACAUUUUGUGCCAGCAUCGCAUUUGGCAACGUGGGUCUGAACUAUGUCCAGCUGUCAUUUGCCCAAAUGAUCUACACCACCACGCCAAUCUUCACCCUGGCCAUCUCCACUCUGAUCCUGGGCAAGCAACACCACAUCCUCAAAUACACAGCCAUGAUGCCCAUCUGUCUGGGAGCCUCAUUCAGCAUCAUGGGCGAGGUCCAGUAUGACCAGACAGGCUGCUUCUUCGUAUUUGCUGCGACAAUGUUGAGAGGUGUCAAAUCCAUCCAGCAAGGUAUCUUGCUCCAGGAGGAGAAAAUCAACUCUGUGUUCCUGCUGUACCUGAUGUCUAUCCCCAGUUUCUGCAUCCUGGCCGUAGCUGCUCUGGCCCUGGAGAACUGGGCCGUGCUGGAGUCUCCAAUGCACUACGACCACAACCUGUGGCUCUUCAUUCUGCUCAGCUGCCUGGGCUCUGUCAUGUACAACCUGGCCAGCUGCUGCGUCAUAACCCUCACCUCCGCCGUCACCCUGCACAUCCUGGGCAACCUGAGUGUGGUGGGCAACCUGCUGCUCUCCCAGCUGCUGUUCGGCAACGAGAUGUCAGCGCUCAGCUGUGCCGGUGUGGCUCUUACUCUCUCUGGCAUGCUCAUCUACCAGAACUCUGAGUUCAUCUCCAACUACCUGGAUGCACGUCGAGCUAAAGCCAGGGAGCUCAGCCGAGUGAGGGAGGAGGAUAUUGCAUUCCAACCGCCCCCCCAAAACCAGCAGGAGAGGGUAGACGCUGCCGGGAAACGAGAGGACAAGAUUGACUGAGAGAGAGGGGGAGAGAGAGAGAGAGAUUUCCUGUCCUUGGGGUUAGUUAAGUCAGGUGGUUCUGUGGAGAGGUUCAGGAAAUGGUCUGUGACCUCAUGAUGUCAUAGUUGAUGAUGACGACAUGAGUGACAGAACUUGUUUGGUUGGGUCGUUUUUACCUCUUCACUGUGCCAAUGUAUUUAUUUCAGCCAUGGUCUCAUGGAACAGAAGUCAGCUGACUAAAAAAACAGAUGCCUUUAGGAAAGUGACAGUUGAGUUUGUACUGUUCUAAUACUCAUACAUGCACAUACUGGUAUGCAUGCAUGAGCACACAAACUAUGUGAUACAUCUCAUGAGAUAUCACGCAUUGUUACUCACACUACUCCACUGUGAAAAUGUUCUCUCUGAGUGAGUGCUCAGUGGGAUGGUUGGGUGGGAAGGACUAGGAACACUGCUCUCAUGGAUGGAAACAAAUACGUUUUAAAAACGUAUGGUAAUGUUACCUAACCUUCCCCUGGUCUCGUAUCACUGGGAAAGAGGUUAUCUGGCAGCUUUUAUUUGGGGAUCUUAAAAUGGGUGUUCCGCAUUUGUUAUAGUGCUAUAGCUUUUGUCUAGAUGAAGUUUACAAACAUUCAAGCUAACAGGUUCAGCAUAUCAUAUCUCCUGGCUGUUUGUAGGCAUGGCGGCCAGUAAGCCACAAUGUUAUUAAUCUACUGCAUAGUGAGGCAUAGAUCUGAGGGGAGCUACCUUGUCCCACUCAACGACCCAUUAUUGCAUUUCCCUUCAUUUCCUCUUAAUAAAAGGAACCUAUUAUAAUCAUUUUAAUAACCUCCUACCUUUACAGCAGUUCUCACUGCAGCAAAUGUCUAUUAUAAGGCCUAUCCACUCUCUAAGGAGUCUCACUCAUCUUUAGCACACUCCAUAAAAAGUAUUUCAUCAUUCUCUCCUUACCGCCACUCGAACAGAAAUGUCUUCUCCACUCAGAGGGUGCCACAUUACAUUUAGUCUUUAUAACUGACCUCUGCUGGACAGUGUUAUUGUAACUCCAUUUGAAUUUUUGAAUAUUUAUGAUGCAGUGUUAUUUCUUUCAUUUAUUUUUUAUUCUGUAAGCAACACUAUUUUUUGUCCUGUUUAUGAUUCUUACACAGUACAAAGAGGAAGUUAUUGGAUUUCUGUUUACUAAAUUGAAUACAAAAGCUGUAGUAUGUCUCUUACCAGAAUUGACCUUGAUCAGAAACUAAAACUACUUAUUUGAAGUUGGAAAGCUCUUACAUGAUGUGUCCAGAGCACUGACAUAGGUCAGAAGUCACUCAGUAACUGGAGGUCUAGUCAACUGGUCUGUCAACUAAUGUACACUACCUUUCAACAUUUUGCAGUCACUUAGAAAUGUCCUUGCUUUUGAAAGAAAAACUUGAACUUCUUUAGAUUAGUUGAGUAUCUGGAGCAUCAGCAUUUGACGGUUCGAUUACAGGCUCAAAAUGGCCAGAAACAAAGACUUUCUUCUGAAACUCGUCAGUCUAUUCUUGUUCUGAGAAAUGAAGGCUAUUCCAUGCGAGAAAUUGCCAAGAAACUGAAGAUCCCAUACAACGCUGUGAGCUACACCCUUCAGCACAAACUGGCUCUAACCAGAAUAGAUAUGAUAUGUUUCCAUGAGACAUCUUAACUGACUUAAUUUUAAAAAUAUAUAUUUUUUACCCCUUUUUCUCCCCAAUCUCCCCAAGUCUUGUCUCAUCGCUGCAACUCCCGUACGGACUCGGGAGAGGCGUGCGUCCUCCGAAGCCUUAGACAACUGCGCCACUCGGGAGGCCCUUUAACUGACUCAACCUGUUGAGUGUAGGGGACAGUAUUUUGAUGUUUGGAUGAAAAACGUACCCAAAUGAAACUGCCUAUUUCUCAGGCCCAGAAUCUAGAAUAUGCAUAUAAUUAGGAUAGAAAACACUCUAAAGUUUCCAAAACUGUCAAAAUAUUGUCUGUGAGUAUAACAGAACUGAUAUUGCAGGCAAAAACCUGAGGAAAAUCCAACCGGAAGUGCUGUUUUUCCUGAAAGCUCUCUGUUCCAUUGCCUGCCUUCGCUCCAUUUAAAGGGAUAUCAACCAGAUUCAUUUUCCUAUGGCUUCCACAUGUUGUGAACAGUCUUUAGACAUAGUUUCAGACUUUUAUUUUGAAAAAUUAGCGAGAAAGAUCACAUCGCGUCAUUGUAUGGCUGGGUGCCAGCAGUGUUUUGCAUGCACAACAGCUUGGAGCAGACAUUUUCUCUCUCUCCUAUUGAAGAAGGUACAGUCCGGUUGAAAUAUGAUCGAUUAUAUAUUGUACAAACAACCUGAGGAUUGAUUAUAAAAAACGUUUGACAUGUUUCAACAAACUUUACGGAUACUAUUUGAAAUUUUCGUCUUCCCGGUCGUGACCGCUCUAGCCUGUGGAUUUCUGAAAAUAACGCGCCAACCAAAUGGAGGUAUUUUGAAUAUAAAAAUACUCUUUAUGGAACAAAAGGAACAUUUAUUGUGUAACUGGGAGUCUCGUGAGUGCAAACAUCUGAAGAUCAUCAAAGGUAAGUGAUUCAUUUUAUUGCUUUUCUGCCGUUUGUAAUGUUUUGUCAUACCAUAAACGCUUGGUAUGCUUUCGCCAAAAAGCUUUUUUGAAAUCUGACACGCCAGGUGGAUUAACAACAAGCUAAGCUGUGUUUUUUCUUUAUUGCACUUGUGAUUUCAUGAAAAUGUUAUAUUUUUUGUAAUUUAAUUUGAAUUUGGCGCUCUGCAAUUCAGCGGAUGUUGACGAAAAUUAUCCCGCUAAUGGGAUGGGUGCAUCGAGAAGUUAAUUUGGCUUCAAAUGCGCUAUUGAGUCUUCACAUAGGAAUGAAUAGUGUCACGUGAUCAAUGGCUUUGUCCAUUCAUAUACAGUCAUUCAAUUACACCCAUCUUAAGGCUAGUGCUACUGAAAGGACCUUAUGAAGAUGUUGAAUGAAGUUGUUUCUAAUCUUCCUUUCCCAGUCAAAGAGCCUUCAGGUGUGAGACUUAGCCCCCCUUAGCCUUUGAUAGACUAUUGGAAAUUGUUAUAUAUUUUUUGUUAUACCCGCCUGAUGUUUUUCCCCCAAUAUGUUGUCAUAUGCACAGCAGUAGACACAUAAUGAUUUGUUCCAGCCUCAACCUGAUAAAUUAAUCAUUUUAAUGAAGAUAAGAUGAAUGCCAUUCCCAAACCUUUUUUAACACGGAGUUCUAAUGAGAGGAUCAUGUAUUAUUUUUAUAUUUUUAUUUUUUAUUUUUUUUCCUUAACCAGGCAAGUCAGUUAAGAACACAUUCUUAUUUUCAAUGACGGCCUGGGAACAGUGGGUUAACUGCCUGUUCAGGGGCAGAACGACAGAUUUGUACCUUGUCAGCUCGGGGGUUUGAACUCACAACCUUCCGGUUACUAGUCCAACGCUCUAACCACUAGGCUACCCUGCCGCCCCAUGUUAUUGAUGGUAGUUAAAUACCUCAGUCUUCAACAGUUUGUUACAGACCAUUUGUUUAAUGACUUAAGUAAGUUGGCAGUUGAAGCGAGAUCAAAUAGCUGAAAGCAUGUCUGCCCACAACCACGGUUUGUCUCCUGGUCAACUGUUAUAAUCUGUUUGUUAAAUAGCCAUCUGAUCGAAAGGCCAAUUUUGUUUAGCAACUUUGAAUUUAUGAUAAGAUACUUUUUAAUCACAAAGCCCUUAGAAUACCUAUUUAAACUGUACCAGCAUCACAGAUCUGCGUUUGAUUUGUCAGACUGAGUCAGUUUGACAACUCUGGGUUUGACUAGUCAGGCUGCUUGUUCACACAGAGGUUGUCUUUGACUGGCUAUAAGGGCAGAGCAACGCACAUAUUGCACUGACGAGUUAUGGAAAUGCUGCCUUUACAGCGUAUGGCUCUUAUGUAUAUGUAUAUAUAUGUUGAUGUUGUCUGAAAACGUUACAUGUAAAUAAUGAUUUUAUUGUAUUGAUUUUACAAUCAUGGAAGGCUGGCUCAAAUAUACUGGUUCAAAAACA